Molecule: messenger RNA, 1512 nt
Organism: Phyllotreta striolata
Lineage: Eukaryota; Metazoa; Arthropoda; Insecta; Coleoptera; Chrysomelidae
Source: the annotation of a GenBank genome assembly
AUGCACGAAACAAAUACAUCGGAAACCGACGAUAGCGACGAUCCCAUUGUAAAAGAGAUACCAAUAAUACAUUCGAAACGACUAGAAGAGAAUUUGUUCCUGUUCCAAUACCCCCUGAAGCACAAGCAAUGCGCCAACGAGCACCGGAUCAACAAGUGCUUCUUCAAGCCCGCAAACAAAGAGGUGAAGCUGGAGUUGAGCAUCGACACGGACUCCCCCAAUUUCGACACAGGCAGGGCCGAAAUAAUCGCUCACGAAGUCGACAAGGACACCGAGAAAUCCAAAGACGCCGGCAAAUAUUUCGAAAACGAAAUCGUCGAUAAAGUCCUCCUGCAAUCGAGCAACUCCAUCAAAAACCCCGAUAAAUACGCUGUGGCCGUUUACAACGGCAAAGAGAUACACCUCACUUCCCUAAAAGGAGUCUUUCAAUUCAGACCCUCGUUCCCCUACAUGGAGAAGAGCCUGAAGCGCAAGAAAGAGAACGAUAGUGAAGAGCUCGACGAAGAAGAAGCCGGCCCGAGCACGGCCCAACAAGUCACCGUUAAAUUCAAAUCGAACGACGAAAGGUGGAAGAAAGGCGAUGCGAAGAGCUUCAAAGCGUUGCAAGCCCGAAGCGCCGAAGAGCCCUGGGUCGAAUGCAAGUGGCACAACGAAGACAGCACUUUCAGCAGUAUCGAGAAACUCAAAUUAAUAUCCGAUAACACCGAAGACGUUAGCUCGGCUACCUCCUUAGACGAGGCCGAGUACCUGCGGUUGUUGGUUCCCGCCGAUCAGGAACAGGCCCCCCUCGAGCCGGUUCUGCCCUCUCAUUUGCUCUCUCUGAACGCCCUAAGGGCUCUGCCCGUUCAAGAACGAUGCCGGGUGCUCCUCAAAGACGCGCAAAUCAUCAAAUUUCAACAGCUGUUGAUGCUGUUGACGGGUGGAGAGAAACUGGCUGCGGACCUCUUGCUCAAGGCCCUUCCUACCGUGGCUGUGCUCGUUCGGGGUAAUUGGAUCGUGAAAUCGGACGUUCUGUAUCCUGCUAAUACGUUUUCUUCAACCAGCGGUGUACCGGCCGAGCUAAUGUGCAGAGCUAGGGACUAUAUCUUGUAUCUAUUUACCAAGAACCAAUACGUCGAAAGGAAGAAAGUGUCGUCGAUAUUAAAAAUACCAUCGGAGGAGAUUAAAGAGAUUUUCACGGGGAUCUCGAAGCUCCGAAGGCACAACAAGGAGUGGGAGCUGCAUUUGCCGGUCGAUCAGGAUUUCAUCAACAAGCACGGGGAUUUGGUGCAGAAACAGAACCUCAUGUGGGAGCACCGGUUCCACCAGCUCAGCCAAUUUCUGAAGGACAAUAUGACGCAGAGAAGGAAGAGCCGGAGCGAGAGCAAGAGCGUGAGCGAGGAAGGGAGGGCGAGGAACAGUCUGAGUUUUAGUUCGGAUAACGAUUCGGGUACCGAGAAGGGCAAAUCGGCCGCGAAUUCCGUCAAAAAAAUUAGUAAUAAGAACGUUAAAAUGAACCAUUCGAAUUCAUGA